This is a messenger RNA of Hemibagrus wyckioides, 10108 nucleotides long. It is a transcript of the gene eea1, whose product is annotated as early endosome antigen 1. Gene Ontology annotation, cellular component: early endosome. NCBI's taxonomy places the organism in Eukaryota, Metazoa, Chordata, Actinopteri, Siluriformes, Bagridae. The record is from RefSeq and is a predicted model, not a curated record. The transcript has 29 exons. Gene Ontology annotation, biological process: endocytosis. Gene Ontology annotation, molecular function: metal ion binding; 1-phosphatidylinositol binding. The coding region runs from base 3071 to 7264 and encodes 1397 amino acids.
UGAUGUGAUUUUGACAGCUUUAUUUGUCAUCAUUUCAUGACUGAAAUGCAGUCUAACAUGAACUCUCUCUGUUAAGCAGUGCAAGUCUGCAUUCCUGUACAGGAACCUUACAUAAUGUUUUUUUUUAGUUUCAUAUGCCAUUUCUUAUAUAUUUUUUACUAAAACCAUAACCUGCUUGGAGCAUUUAAUACAUAUAUGUAUGUAUUAUAUACAUAUAUAUAUAUGUAAUACAUAUAUAUAAUAUAUACACACACUGAUCAGGCAUAACAUUAUAAGCAGUGACAGGUAAAGUGUCAAUAACACUGAUUAUCUCCUCAUCAUGGCACCUGUUAGUGGGUGGAAUAUAUUAGGCAACAAGGGAACAUUUUGUCCUCAAAGUUGAUGUGUUAGAAGCAGGAAAAAUGGGCAAGUGUAAGGAUUUGAGUGAGUUUGACAAGGUCCAAAUUGUGAUGGCUAGACGACAGGAUCAGAACAUCUACAAAACUGCAGCUCUUGUGGGGUGUUCCCGGUCUACAGUGGUCCAAAGAAAGAACAGUGGUGAACCGGUGACAGGGUCAUGGGCGGCCAAGGCUCAUUGUUGCAUUUGGGAAGAGAAGGCUGGACCGUGUGAUCCGAUCCAACAGACGAGCUGCUGUUGCUCAAAUUGCUGAAGACGUUAAUGCUGGUUUUAGGUGUUAGAAUACGCAUUGGAUGACGGGUCAGGGCUGUUUUAGCAGCAAAAGGGGGACCAACACAAUAUUAGGCGGGUGGUCAUAAUGUUAUGCCUGGUCUGUGUAUAUUAUCAGCUUCAUAAAUGGAUAGAUGGAUGAAUUAGAGGAACAUUUAAAAUCAGUCUAUACAAUUAGGAGCUGUAAAAUACUUUAAAACUGCUAAAGACCAUCUAACAAGCGACUCAGCCUGUGUUUUCAUAGUCAGUCAGUCAGAGCUGUAUUUUUCAGUAGGAAACUCCUGACCAGUAGGGGGCACUAGUGUGUUGAUUUGUGCAUACUGUGUGAAGGGCGCUCACGAAUGGCUUUGGUGUAACGUAAUGGAUCAUAAGUAUACAAAAUUUAGUGUGGAUAAAGUCCUCCUUUGGGUGAAAGUCCAAAAUUAAAAACAAUUAUAUUUAAUGUGCUUGGCUCUAAAUCCUAACCUCAGUGACCACACUGUUUCAGAUCCCCUCUGUACCUACACUGGCCCGCCCACCUGGGUUGCCAGAUGAAGUAGUUUUUAAAAAACUACAGAAGGUUUUGUUCAUCCCUAAUACUGAAACUCCUCGACUCUAAUGUAUUACAGUCUAUUUCAUUCAUGUCAUUUCUGACACUAGAUUUGAAUUUCUUUAGCUUUAAAUGGAUAAACAACAAAUUUGGUGGUUAUGGACAUUCUUUUAUCUGAUGAUAAAAAAAAAAAGCUGCUGACACUUUUUUCAUAAAGGAUCUAUAUAGUGAAUGCCUAUAAUAUUUAUUUUUUAUUCAAGUCAAAUAUACCUGGGCCAUGUGAACACAAAGUCAAAAUAGUCAAUUCUACUGCAUGAAGAAAAAGAAACUAGGUCAACUGUAUUUUUGUAAAUUUGUGUUUUUUGGAGAUCACUAAUAGUAGGGAAUGACGAGAAGAGGGAAUGAUGAAGGGCAGGGGGCUGGCUCGAGGGCAAUUUGUAGGCAAAAACUUAAAUGAGAAGUACCAUUGGGUGCUUAAUGACAAAGUCCCGAUACAUACCCUAGUCCUGCAGCUGGUGCCCUACAUUCUCAGGGCUCAGGACCUCCUUGUUAUCAUACCUCAAAUUCAUUGCCACUGUACUGGACAGAGAGAACAGUGAGCUCUUCUUAUGAUAUUUUCUCAUUCAGAAAUACAGCAAAGGUUUUUGAUGAAGGCAAUACUGCUUAAUAAAAGUUCUCAUUUUCCACAUGCUAAGGCUGAGAUAUAUAGAUUAUAGAUCUGCUUGAUGGCUAUUUCCCAAGCAGAUGCCUUAACAUGGGAAAACAUGCCUGUGCUGGAAUUCCCAUCCAACUUGUCAUUUUUCAGCUUCUCUUUAGUGCCAUGUGUGAUUUCUAAAUGUAUGCAACCGGCUUUGUCCUCAAAAUACAUGGUGAAUUUAGACAAGGCCCCCUUACACCAAAACAUUUCAAAGAUGUCAGAUCAGUCUGAGGCAGAUAUUAUUGCACUUGUCAGUCAGAUCCAAACAAUGUGUGUGUGUGAAAAAACUUAAAAAACUCCUUUUUAAUUUUUUAUUCUAUUCUAUUCUCCAUCCAUCUUCUAUACCCGCUUUAUUCCUAAUUAGGGUCACGGGAUCUGCUGGAGCCUAUCCCAGCACACACUGGGUGAAAGGCAGGGGUACACCCUGGACAGGUCACCAGUCCAUCACAGAAUAUUAUAUAUUAUAUUAUAUGAUUAUUUUUGCAGUUUUUAAAACACCACAUGCUUAUAUAUUUUUACACUCAUUAUAGUUUCUUGGUAAUCUUUUAUUCUGUCAUACACUAUAUUGCCAAAAGUUUUGGGACACCCCUCCAAAUCAUUGAAUUCAGGUGUUUGACCAUUCUUCUAGAAGCACAUUUGUGAGGUCAGGCACUAAUGUCUUGCUCACAGUCUCCUCUCUAAUUCAUCCCAAAGGUGUUCUAUCAGGUUGAGGUCAGGACUCUGUGCAGGCCAGUCAAGUUCCUCCACACCAAACUCACUCAUCCAUGUCUUUAUGGACCUUGCUUUGUGCACUGGUGCACAGUCAUGUUGGAACAGGAAGGUGUCAACCCCAAACUGUUCAAAAGUUGGGAGCAUGGAAUUGUCCAAAAUGUCUUGGUAUGCUGAAGCAAUAAGACUUCCUUUCACUGGAACUAAGAGCCCAACAUCUGAAAAACAACACGUUUUCGAGCGGCGUCCCAAAACUUUUGUCAGUAUUGGAGUUAUUUCCAAAGAAUUGAAAUAUGGAUUUGUGAGUACAAUCUGGCAACCCUGCCUUAUGUGAUGUAGUGGUUGGACGCUGCUCUCUGUGCAGGUGUCAACAUCAAACACACACACACACACACACACAGCUAACAUCUGCCACAGGUCGCCACAUCUGCUUUUCUUUAGCUGAAGGCAAAAAAGAAGAACUUACAAUAUGCUCAGACGAAUCUUACAGAUGACUCCUGGAAAGGGAGGCUCCCAGGCACCUGAUUCUGAUCAGCCGUCUGCUGAAAUAAAUAAUGAGACUUCAGAGGGCUUCAUUUGCCCACAGUGUAUGAAGUCUCAUAACUCUGCCGAAGAGCUUUUCAAGCAUUAUGAAGUUUUCCACGAGUCUCAGGAGCAGCCGUCUCAUCUCAGCACCGGGAGGGAGGACUUGUCUCUUUUGCGACAGGAAGUACAGGAUUUGCAAGCAUCACUGAAGGAAGAACGAUGGUUUUCAGGAGAACUGAAAAAAGAGCUAGACAAAGUGCAAGGACAACUGAAGCAAGGACCUCAGAAUGACGGUCAGGUAGGCUUAGAGGAAUCAGAGCUGGAGAUGAAACUCCAUGAGGCUGAGACCGAAAAGUUCAACAUCAAACAGAUGAAAGACCUGUUUGAACAGAAGGCAGCGCAGCUGGCCACUGAGAUUGUAGAUAUCAAGUCCCGCUAUGAUGAGGAGAAGAGCCUGAGAGAGGUGGCUGAGCAGAAAGUAACAAGCCUGCAACAGGACCUGCAGAGAGAGAGACAGGAAAAAGACAAACUACAGACAGAACUGCUGCAGAGACCCGGAGUGGAGGAUGUGGAGGUGUUGAAGAGGGAGCUGGUGCAGGUACAGACGCUGAUGGACAAUAUGACUCGUGAAAGGGAGGAGGAAUCCGCACACCUCAAAAACGAGUAUGAACAGUUGCAGAGGAAUUUCACUACCUCAGAGAAAACCAUCUCCAAACUGAAGGCCGAACUAGAGAAAGGUCCCCAGGAAGCUGCUGUGUACACACAACAGAUCCACCAACUACAGAGCAACCUGGACAACCUCCAGCAACAGAGCCAGAUGCUUUCAUCAAAGCUGACACAACGGGAGAAGGAGAACCAAGAGCUGGACAAUCGUCUGGGCCAGGAGCAAGUGUCCAAGAAGAAUCUGCAGUCCAGCCUGCAUCAAAGGGAGUUGGAGCUGCAGGAGAGCCAAGCACGUGCAUCAGCAGCAGAGGCCUCCCUCAAUCGGGCCCAGACCGAGUUAACUGAGAACAGGGAAGAGAUGGGACGCCUCAGAAAGGAGCUGGCUGAGCUUGAGAAGAGCCACCAGGAUCUGAAAGCUGAGCGUAAGCAACUCCAGCAACAGAAGGAGGACCGUGAGAGCCAAGGCCUGCAGCAGCAGAGUGAGAUCAGCCAGCUGCAUGGGAAGCUGCUGGAGACAGAACGGCAGCUGGGUGAGGUGCAGGGCCGCCUGAAGGAGCAGAGACAGCUCGCAGGAGAGAAACUCAAAGACCGUGAGCAGCAGGUUGCUGACUACCAGCUCAAAGUUUCCAGAUUAGAAGAACAGCUGAAAGAGAGUAAUACCAAGUCCACUGACCUACAGCAUCAACUGGACAAAUCCAAACAGCAACAUCAAGAGUUGCAAGCUCUUCAGCAGAGCACCAACGGCAAACUACGUGAAGCACAGAAUGAUUUGGAGCAAGUGCUGCGUCAGAUCGGCGAUAAGGACCAGAAGAUCCAGAAUCUGGAGGCCCUGCUACAAAAAAGCAAAGCCAGCCUGAGUCAGCUAGAAGCUGAAAGAGAAGACCUGUGUGCCAAGAUCCAGGCAGGAGAGGGAGAAGCUGCUUUACUGAACCAACUUCAGGAAAAGAACCACGCACUGCAGGAACAGAUAAGUCAGCUAACUGAAAAACUGAAGAACCAGUCAGAGAGUCAUAAACAAGCCCAAGAGAACCUCCAUGAGCAGCUACAAGAGCAGAAGAGCCAGCUGCGCUCAGCACAGGACCGCUGCCAGUCCUUGGAAAGUAAUGUAACAGAUCUCAGUGCCCAGCUCACCCAGAACAAGGAGAGACUUGCCCAACUUGACACCCAGCUAAAGGCUAAGACGGAGAUGCUGCUGUCAGCUGAAGCAGCAAAAACCGCCCAGAGAGCAGAUCUAGAGAGCCAUCUAGAAACAGCCCAGCAUGCAUUGCAAGACAAGCAACAGGAGGUGAGCAAGGCUCAGGCUCAGCUAGACGAACAGGGCCUUCGGCUGCAGGAGAAGCAGGAACAGUGCUUACAGCUGGAGGCCAGUCUGAAAGAGAUCAGAGAGAAGCUGCUGGCAGCAGAGCAGAAGAUUGACACCCUGGAGAGCCAAGCUAAGAAAGCAGAAGCUGAGUUAGCAGAGCUGCGCUCAGGAAGGGAACAAGCACAGAAGGCACAGCAAACACAGCAGCAGCAAAUUAGUGAGCUGGAGAAGAGGAAUAAGGAGCUCAUUCACCAACUGGACACUGAAAAAGAAGGUGCUAUAGCUGUGCAGGAGGAGCUGCAGAAGAAGAGCUCAGCUUUGGGAGAUGCUCAGAAGCAUGUGGAGAAGUUGGAACAGGAGCAGAGUGACAUUAAGAAGAGGUUGGAGCAACUCGCUGAGGAAGGACGCAUGCAAAAGGCAGAACUGGAGAAGAAGCUCCAGGGGAUGAGCACAGAGCAUCAGAAAACCCAGCAGGAGAGAGACACACAGGCUAAAGAGCUGCAGAAGGUCAAAGAGGCUCUUAGCCAGACUUCCAAAGCCCUGAAGGAGAAUCAGACCCAGAUGGAGAAAGAGAAAAAGAGCAGUACAGCAGCCCUGGAAGAGAAGGAGAAUGCUCAUCAGAAGGCCCAUCAGGAGCUUCAGAAGAGUGCAGAAGCAACAGCUAAAGAAUUAAGCACAGCCAAAGCGCAGCUGUCGAAAAUGGCAGAGGUGGAGAAGGGACUUCAGGCGCAGCUGAAAGAGCUGAGUAACCAGUUGAAGCAGUCUCAGGACGCGCUAAAGGAGAAGGAAAAGGACAUCCAGCAGGUCCAGACACAGCUAAAGACAACCCAAGGAUCUUUUAGUGAGGAAGUAAAGAAACUGCAGAGCCAAGUGACAGAUCUGCAGACCGCUGAAACAAAGAAGGUGGAGGAGUUGACUAAGUUGAAAGAACAGAUGACUGGGCUGUCUGAACAGCUGAGUUCAGAGAAAAGCCGCAGUGCCGAGCUUCAGAAAACCUGUGACAGCACCAAGGCGAGCUUGGACAAACUACAGUCUGAUUAUUAUGGCAAGGAAUCUGAAGUCUCUGCUCUGCGCCAGGACCUCAAGGUACGUGAGGAGAAGCUGACACUGACUCAGGAGGAACUGGUGGCCAGCACCAACCAGCUGAACAGUCGUGAGGCCCAAAUCCAGGAGCUGAAAAUAGGACAAGAAGCACUGAAGAAAGAUUUAAAGAAGAGAGAUGAGAAACUCAGACAGCAGGAGGAGGCGCUACGAGAACUCCAGAAGCAGCAGGAGCUGAUGCAAGAAGAACUAAAGAAGGAGCGUUCUCAGGUGGAGGAGCUGAGGGAGGCUCAGAGUGGGCUAGAGAAAGAGCGGCGCAGGCUAAGUGCUGAACUCAAAUCUCUGGCAGGCAAGAGUGAGAAGGAGCUAAAAGACCUGCAGGCAGCGAAACAGCUCUUGCUUCAGCAGAAAGUAGAUCUACAGGGCCGAGUGGAAGCGAUCCAGGCAGCACUGGAGCAGGAAAAGAAAGAGCAUCAGAACACCCGCGAGUCCAUCACACAAUUGCAACAGCAACAAAAAGCAGAGACGGACAAACUACAUAAACAACUGGUAUUAGAAGCAAAGGCUAAAGAGGAGGUGGAGAAGCGCAAGGAGGAGUCUGAGGCAAAGCUCACAAUGCAGGUUUCUGCACUAAAUGAAAACGUUGCCACUCUGAAGCGAGAGUGGCAGAGCAGUCAGCGCCGUGUGAGCGAGCUAGAGAAACAGACAGAUGAAUUGCGUGGAGAGAUCGCUGUGCUUGAGGCCACUGUGCAGAACAACCAAGAUGAGAGACGUGCCCUGCUUGAGAGGUGUGUGAAGGAUGAAGGCGAGAUAGAAAAGCUGCAAGCCAAAGUGGUGGAGAUGAGGAGAAAACUAGAUGACACCACAGCAGCUAUGCAGGAGCUUGGCCGAGAAAAUCAGUCCUUACAGAUAAAGCAGUCACAGACCCUCACACGGAAGUGGGCAGAGGAUCACGAGGUGCAGAACUGCAUGUCCUGUGGGAAAGGAUUCUCUGUUACCAUCCGGAAGCACCACUGUCGUCACUGCGGGAACAUCUUUUGUGCUGAGUGCUCAGCCAAGAAUGCCCUUACACCGUCCUCUAAGAAGCCAGUGCGGGUAUGUGAGGCCUGCUACGAGGAGCUGCAGGGCUAAUAGGCCUCACCUUGCCUGCUGCUCUGCCACACACUCGCCACAGACUCUUCCUGCACAGGACAGCAGCUUUCCCAGACCCUGGGAGCAGGAGCAGGAGUGGCAUGGUGGCAGAGCUGCAGGAAUAAAUGGACAGGCCUUCUUUGAUCUGCUCACUGGACAUGAGGUGGCCUCAGAGAGAGAGAGAGAGAGAGAGAGUGAAUGGAGAAUCACAGCAGUCCUCACCCGAGCAGUGCCUUGGUCACCUCUAGGUCCAUUUGGGGUUCCAAAGAAUCUAAAAGGGAAAGUGGUGCAGCAUUUUAAAGUGUUCAUUUCUAAUGGAAUGUGUUUUGGAUGAGAUUUCUGACAUGCUCUGUGUUUUGGGUACCAGGGUGGAAGAUUUGUACCUCAAGCUUUUUUCUCUUCUGAACAAAGCAGUAGUGAAUCUGCCAGAGUGGCAUCCAGACUUGAGAGAGGUUAGCACAGGCUCCAUGGACAGGUCAGUUUAAGCGAGAAGAAAGCACAGAGCUAUGAAAAAUCUCAUCGAAAACUAACAACACUUUUCCAGCCGACAGUGUGGUACGGCAUUGUUCAAGUACUAAUCUGAAUCUGGAAUUCUCUGCAGCUGACUUAAGUACUAUUAUCCAUUGCCUUAUGGUGCUUGUAAAAUAGUAGGAGUUAACCAUGGGCUGCUGAUCGUUUCCCCUGCAAUGCUAGUGUUAAUGAUAAACAUUAAUAACAGCAGCAGGAAUGCAAAAGCUUCGCUCUCAUUUAACAUUUACUUUGGUUUGAUGUGAAGAAACAGAAACAGCAGACACUAUUACUGAAGAUUGCUGUACCAUACAGACUUGUAGAAAAGCCAGCUCUAUUUUAUUGAUUCGAAUGACGACACGUGACCUUUCUCUAACAGCUACAUUGGAUUUCCACAUUAGUGAUCUGCUUGAUUUAUCCAUAAUUCACUGAUUUAGUACCCUGGCAAGAAGGGUAACCAAAUCCAGUACUUGUACAGUGCGUUAAACGAAGUCUUCUUGCUUUAGCAUAACUAAACAUUUUCCAUGUUACCACCUGGAAUAAUAGCCAAUAGAACCAACAGCCAGUAAUAUUUAAUUGGGAUAAAAAUCAGUUUGUCAAAUUUUUUUCCCAAACAUUUCGUGUAUGACGUAUAAUCCCAAUUUAAUUCUGUUUCAGGUCCAAGUAACACUACAGAUUGUGUAUUUCUAGAGUGUUAAUAUUUAUGCAAUGCACUGUACAUAGUUCCAGCAGAGUUUACCUGGCAGUGGGAAUCACAGGUUUGUUAGUACACUAUGCGGUACCACGCUGUCCCUGGGAAAGCACUAUUUGGUCUUUUUCCAACUUGGUUAUCAUUAAUUCAGGCAUGUUUUAUUAAAUGGUGUCUAUGUAUCGUACAUGCUCACUAUGCUGCUCAUGUUUCCAUUUGAUUUAACAACAACCACAAAAAAAAAAAGAACAUUUUUACAUUGUUUUUAUUAUAUUUUCAAAUCGGUGCAUUUGAGCAGUAUUUUGCAAAUUCUGUUCAUUUUGAUUUUUCUGACAUGAGUUAAUUGCACAUGUGUGUGUGUGCCCUGCUACUAAGCAAUAAUUGUGAUUAUGUGGCUAUAAUUCAGUGUGUGCGCGUGUGUGAAUCUGUGUAUGUAAGAGAUUUCUAUAUAAAUGCUAUAUUGAUUGUAUAAAACAUUGGCUGCUAGAGCACUUCUGAAAGCGUACCGUCAGUGUUUGUGCAGCGUUAUCAUUCAGGCCUCAGCAUUCUGCCAUCACUCUACCUGCGUCUUAUCUAGAACAUCUCUUUCUUUCUCCCCAUCGGGUGUGAAAAGUGUCACGCGUGACAUGAGAAAAAGGACAUCAGCAUCAAACAUGGAUGCAAUCAGUUACACUUUCUGUCAGAGUACGGAUUCGGCUGUGAAAACAGCUGAAUCUUUGGCACGGGUGCUUGUGCAAAGGUAUCGUGCAGAUCGUACCUGCUGUAUAGUAAUCGUCAGCACUGUCACCUGUGAGAUAUCUUUAUUGUAAUGCACCUUUCCUCUACACGUUUGCUUCAGCAUUGAGGCUGUACUGUUAAAAAUGCACAUUUACAGUCAAACACGCAGCAGUGUCGUGGAAUAAAACACACAAACGCACCAAAAUCAUAUCAACAUCAUCAGUGUAAAUUCAAGACAUUGCUUUCUUUCUGUAUUUAUGUCACCUACCUCCAGAUUGUGCGUGUGUUUUUCCUCUCUGAAUAUUUGUUUUACUCUAAAACCAACCCUCCAUAGUUUCAUAAACACUAUGGCGUCUCAAGUGCACGUGUUGGUUACUAUAAAUACAUCAAGAAAGUUGCCAGAGAUCUGAUUGUUAAUCAUUUUAGGAGUAACACUACACUGCAGUAGAGUCGGUUAUGUUGCUUGUUGUGCAUGAGCUGUGAACUGGCGAAGUCACACUUCUCAUCUGAACAACGGGCUGUUCCUGUUGUGAUCAUGUGUUUGUGCCUUAAGUCUUGCUUUCUUAGCAGCUCGGUCACAUGGGCUUGAGCUGAAAGGCUUUACACUCGUACAUAACUGUUCACUGUCGGGAUGACCACUCUGGUGGAUAUUAAAACGUGUCACAUUGGUUUAUGGAUAUAAUUUAUGUCAAGAUGUUUGUUUUCUAAUUUUUCAUCGAUAUGUUCGAGUAAAUAAACUAGGUGUUUCUAUUUUCAUUUGUGCUUUAUGUCUGUUAGAGCUGCACAAUAUGAGAUCAUGGCAUAUCGCAUCUCUACACUUCACUGAGAUUACUACAGGGAUUGUUAGAAUUAUUUAAUUGGUUUUCGAAAAUUCAGAUUUGCCUCAUUAAUAUGUAAUGGUAGAUAUUAAAUAUAUUAUUAUUAUAAAUGCA